UCCCCUGUAUGUGUGGUACAAACAACAUGCCGAAAAAGAUAGUCAUCCAAGUACAAAUAAGCUGCGAAAAGUGCAGAAGCAAGGCCCUCAAGAUUGCUGCUGAAACAGAUGGGGUGAACUCGAUAGCAAUAGAAGGGGAUAACAAAGAUAAGUUGGUUGUGAUCGGAGAUGGAAUUGAUUCAGCUACUCUCACCUGUACGCUCAGGAAAAAGCUUGGAUUUGCCACCAUAGUCACUGUGCAAGAUGAGAAACCUAAAGAUAAAAAACCUGAACCUCUCCCUGUGUGCAUUCCAUCAAUAUGUUACCCCUAUCCUCCCACAUGCCAAGAACUAGUUGUCUGUGAUCCAAACCCUAGUCCCUGUUCAAUCUUGUAAUUCCAUCAUCUCUUCAAAUUAAACGUGUGUGUUUUCUGGUUUCUUAUUAUUCUUCUUAAUGCUAAUCCUACCUACCUACCACAUGUCUUCACGUCUUUCGUUCUUGUUCCUAUUGUUGGAAAUAAAAACCAAUUCCAGUA
This is a messenger RNA of Rubroshorea leprosula, 514 nucleotides long. NCBI's taxonomy places the organism in Eukaryota, Viridiplantae, Streptophyta, Magnoliopsida, Malvales, Dipterocarpaceae. The record is from the annotation of a GenBank genome assembly.